Messenger RNA from Neolamprologus brichardi, 2165 nucleotides. The record is from RefSeq and is a predicted model, not a curated record. Lineage: Eukaryota; Metazoa; Chordata; Actinopteri; Cichliformes; Cichlidae.
GUGGAUUUUCCAAAGAGCUCUCAGUCAUACAUUACUGCUUCAGCAGGAUAUGUGGACACCAGCAAGCUAAAAGAAUCACCACAGUGCUGACCAUGACCACGCUGAGCACAGUGGCCAGAAACUCUAUUCCUAGAGUGUCCUACGUAACCGCCAUGGACCUGUUUGUCACCGUCUGCUUCAUGUUUGUCUUCGCUGCCAUGAUUGAGUACGCCAUGCUCAACUACUACUCCUACAGUAUACGCAGACCUCCCCCAAAGAAGAGAAUGGCCUACUCGUCUUUCAACAUGGGUCCCACCCCUCGGCCUAUGAUGCCCAUGGGCAACUCCUUGUUCUGGCAUGACUAUGACGACAGUUGUCUGCACGAGUGCCUGGAUGGAAAGGACUGCAAGAGCUUCUUCUGCUGCUAUGAGGAGUGUAAAGAAGGCGGCUGGAGGAAAGGACGGAUCCACGUCAACAUCCGUGAGCUGGAUGCCUACUCCCGGGUUUUCUUCCCCACCUCGUUCUUGCUCUUUAACAUUGUGUACUGGGUCAGCUACCUCUACCUCUAGUCUGUCUCAAGCCGUGAUGUGUGGGCACUGCUGAAACAGCCCGCGGCACUUUGCACCACGGCUUGUGAUUUGAGGUCAGUGCUAAACGUAGGGGAAGAAAUGAGGUGGAUCUGCUGUGUGGGACUUGUGAGGGACAUGCUGCCUCUGGAGUGAUAUGACGUAUUCAAAAAUACAUGUGUGCUCGGGUGCACAGUGUAAAGGCCAUGAUACUUUGAGCAGUGCCACUCCACCGUGAAUAAAUCGCUCAGCAGUAGAAUAACAAGCCGCCAGCAUUAACUUGAAUGGAUGAGUCCCACUUAUGACUCUCUCAGAAACCAAACAACAGACAGCUGUGACUUCAGAGACAUUUGGGAACAGGGGUUGCAGAGCUGACUCUUGGUCGUGGAGAUGGCGAAGCACCCAUAGUGCCUUCUUUAGAAAGGGUGCGGCACCGAGAGAAGCAGCUUCAGAGUUCCCUUCAUUAUCUUUAUUACCUCAUCCAUCACACCGCCGCAUGCUGAGCUGUUUAGUCUUUGAUGAAACAAACCCAGAACACAGUUCUCACCACUGGAGAUGUUUAAAAACCAACGCUCACCAUUCAUUUCGUAGCACAUUAGUUUUAGUUGUACCCUAGAAUUUGUUCCCUUUUUGAGCAUAGUUGUUUUCUUGUUCUUCUUCUUAUUGGAACUUGUUGUUCUUUCACAGCAGGUCACAUCAGCUGUUACUUGUUAAAUAUGGGUUCAAGCCAGGGGCAGUGGUUGUAUGGUAAAAUCUUAUUUAUUGAGUCAGUGACUGUUUUGUUGAACAUGACUAUUUUGUUUGAACAUGCCGUUUACAGUACAUGCCAAGAAGAUUUGGGAGUUUUUAAUGAAUGCUGGGCUAUAUUCGCACACAACAACUAUAUAAAAACUGCAUAAUGUCUGCAGACUGAUCUAAAACUACCUGGGCAUAUUUUGUAUGUUGCAGUAAACAGAUUGGGGUUGGAGUACUGCUGCUUUUUUCCAAGAACACAUCAGUUUAAAACAAAGGAUUUUUUUUCUUACUUAAAUAGACUUUGAGAUUUUUAAUAUAAUUUAUGCAUUACUUAUGCUUAAAGGAAAAAUUGGAUAUUUCCAAAAUUGUACUUUAUAUUCUCAAAUAAUGGUCUUUAUUUAGCUCUUUAUUUAGUUUACUGGUAGAAGACUUCAUUCGGGGCUUGUAGGUUUAUUUUAGAGAGAGGUUUUAAUUCCAAAUGUAUCGUUAUUCUAGUAAAAGCAAAAUGAAUUUAAUGCAUUUACCUUUUGUCUAUAUAGGUUCUAUGUAUAUAAUUUAUAACUGAAAUAGAGUAACAAAAUAUUAACUGGCCUUUUUCCCUGAAUGACAUUAUCCCUCCUUAUUUUUAUUAUCCAACAAUUUACUUGUGCUUCUUUCAGGAACACUUACUUUAGAGAAUGAAUAGCAUGGCUUUCUUUGCCAAGAGUUCAUUAAGGAGAUUAAUUAAUGCCUGAAUGUGAAAUUAGCAGCCAGUAGCUAGCAAGCCUGAUACAAACAUUGAAACUUGGGAGAAGCAUCCAGAUCUGCCUAAAGGGAUAUCUGCCAGGACCUGUAAAACUUACAGUUUUUGGACUUGUAAAUUCUUUGGCAACUAAAGACAUAAGU